Messenger RNA from Lodderomyces orthopsilosis Co 90-125, 375 nucleotides. RefSeq names its product mating pheromone alpha (gene MFALPHA). Lineage: Eukaryota; Fungi; Ascomycota; Pichiomycetes; Serinales; Debaryomycetaceae. The record is from RefSeq and is a predicted model, not a curated record. The coding region runs from base 1 to 375 and encodes 124 amino acids. The transcript has a single exon.
AUGAAAUUUUCAAUUACUGUCCUCACUUCCGUUGCUGCUGCUUUAGUUGCUUCUGCUCCAGUAACUCCUGGGAAAAUUGACACUCCCGCUCUUCCAAUUGAAAACCCCCUUGAACGUGUUGUCGAAGCUUUCUUCAAAGGUUCUUCAAUUGAUGCUGAAGCUGAAAACAAGGUUGAAGAUAAGGCAGUUGCUGAAGCCAUGGAAGAUGCCGAUGCUAAAACAGCUGCUGGUUCUCAAAAGAGAGAUGCAGAAGCCAAACCACACUGGACCACGUAUGGUUACUAUGAACCUCAAAAGAGAGAUGCCGUAGCUGAAGCCGAUGCAGAAGCCAAACCACACUGGACCACGUAUGGUUACUACGAGCCACAAAAGUAA